AUGGCACCACCCCCCUUCUACGCCAUCAUCUCCGGCGUCGGCUCCGGCACAGGCGCCUCCCUCGCCCGCCUCUUCGCCCGGCAGUCCUACGCCGUCGUCCUGCUCUCCCGCAAGCCCUCCUCCUACGAGCCCUUUGUCGCCGAGAUCACCGCCGCCGGCGGCACCGCCAUCGGCAUCUCCGCCGACGCCGCCGACCCGGCCGCCGUCGACGCUGCGUUUGAGCGCAUCGCGCGCGAGCUGCCCGACUCGAAGCUCGCUGCCGCCGUGUACAAUGGGCACGCGGGCAUGGCGAGGAAGCCCUUCUUGGAGAUGAAGCUGGAGGAGCUCGAGACGAGCCUCAAGACAACUGCCAACGGCCUCUUCAUCUUCGCCCAAAAAACCAUCCCCCUCCUCCUCGCCUCCGUCCCCUCCUCCCCCCAUCCACCAACCCUCCUCGUCACCGGCGCCACCGCCUCCGUCCGCGGCUCCGCCUUCUUCAGCACUUUCGCCGCCGGCAAGUUCGCCCAGCGCGCCCUCACCCAGUCGCUCGCGCGCGAGUUUGGCCCCAAGGGCGUGCACGUCGCGCUUGCUGUCAUCGACGGCGGCAUCGAUACCCCCUGGGGCAAGGAUAGGGUUGUGAAUAAUGGGGUGGAGGAUGGCAAGAUUAGUCCUGAUGCCAUUGCGGAGAGUUACUGGCACUUGCACACUCAGCCCAGGUCUUGCUUCACUCAGGAACUGGACAUUCGUCCCUAUGUGGAGAAGUGGUAG
Molecule: messenger RNA, 747 nt
Organism: Trichoderma citrinoviride
Lineage: Eukaryota; Fungi; Ascomycota; Sordariomycetes; Hypocreales; Hypocreaceae
Product: NAD(P)-binding protein
Exons: 3
Coding region: 1-747 (248 amino acids)
Source: RefSeq, a predicted model, not a curated record